AAAAGAAAUCGGCGGCACUGGGCACUGGCUACCAUUUAUAUAGAAAGAAGCAGUAGGGUCUUUCUUAUCAAGCCAUUAGAGCAGCGUUCACGAAAAAACCUUCAUGAAUCGGAAAUAGGGAUCACUUCUACUUUCCUGAUACAUUUUGCGAUUUCACUUCCUGCUUCUUGGUACUCUUUGCGAUUUUUCUUGCGAUUUUACUUCCUACUUUUUGCGAGAUUACUUCCUACUUUCAGAACAUCAGUAAUCAUUCUCAAGAAAAAAUUAUGAGGGAAAUUGAUCUGAAGAUCCGUUUUCGCGGGUGGAUGAUAAAGAUACGCUACCCCUUACCAUCCACGGUGAAGGAUCUUAAGCUUUCAUUUGAAUCCAUGACCACUCUGUCCAGCGCUGGCCUAAUUCUCGUUUGCCGAGGGAGGAUGCUUCUUGAUGAUUGCAGUCUGGAAAGCCUCGGAGAUAAUUCCGUGAUCUUGAUUAUGUCUAACCAAAGGAAUUUGGUACUGGAUAAUUUCCCAAAGGAUCGUCGCGAAUUCAUGUUUGAAUCACUAUUCUGCUUCAAAUCUCUUACCCUCUUAUCCGUGUGCGGCAAUGAGAUAUCGGGAAUUCCUCCUGCCAUUGGCGAUUUACCAUUCCUGGUAGAAUUCCGAGUAGCGAACAACCAUCUGACAAGCUUGCCAUCAGAAAUCUCUCUUCUGAGAGAACUUAGAAUUUUCAUAGCCAAUAACAACUGUUUUGCGGAGCUUCCGCCUAUCCUGCUUACAUUGGAAAAGUUGGAGCUGGUUGAGCUUAGUCACAAUGAACUUUCUUGUCUGCCUGUGCAAAUUGGGAAUCUAACUAAACUUCGUCGCCUCGUCGCCGACUAUAACAAAAUCAACUGCAUACCUUCCAGCAUUGGGAGGUGUUCCUCUCUUAAAGAGGUCUCUCUUAUUCAUAAUCUCUUGGUUCAUUUGCCGAAUAUGCUUGAUGCAUCAGAAGCUGUGGAGUUUUCAGAAACACUUCACUUGUUCCUGCACAAAAAUCAGUUGAGAGAGCUGCCGUCUUGGGUUGGUUCCUUACAAUUCCUAAGGAUCCUUAAUCUAUCUGGCAAUGAAUUGACAAGGCUCCCUGAUGAAAUAGGGUCUCUUGAGAACCUUGAACAGUUGUCUGCAAAUAACAACAGGAUUAACAGACUCCCCUCAAGUAUUGGAAGCUGCAGGUCUCUUCAGCUGCUGUCUCUAGCAAUGAACUCUCUAGUUGAACUGCCAGACAGCCUCUCUAUGCUGACAAAUAUAGAAGAACUGGAUCUUCGCUGUAAUAGUGGAUUAGCAGCACUUCCGCAAAAUAUGUUUCUUACAUGCACAAACCUUAAGAGAAUUCACUUGUGGCGUACUGAGAUUCAAUAUGAUAAUCUCACUCUGUAUGCUGGCUGGAGAGAAGGUUUGACCAAUUAUUUACCAUCUCUCGGUGACAAAACUGACAUGGAUGACUGAAGGUGCAGGUGCUGACUGGAACUUCAAAAGAUAUCGCACCUUUGGUUCCUGCUAUGGCUUGACAGUUUAACAUAGGUGUUGGUGCGUUGGUAGUAAGUCUAUUAGUUUUGUUGUUGCAAGGAUUAUCUCACUUAGGUAAGAUUGGGGAGGUUUUACGCAUGAGCUAUAAGAAGUUUCAUUGGAGAUCUGUCAAAACUGAGUAUCAUUUUUUUCCUGGUUGCAAUUGUAGCUGGAUAAAUAGGUCGUUGUAAUUUUGGUUGUGCAACAGCACCCUAUCUGUGAAACCCUUAGUAUUUUUCCAUAUCAUUUUCUUGAAUGGGUAUUGUUGUAGAUGAGCUAGUGGAUAAGUCGAAACCAGGAAUGUGAUGCCAGGGUGUCUAUGCUUAUAGUUUUGGGGAGCCAAAGCUGUCUGAGUAAUAGCUAUUGCAAUCUUUUACUUAGCAGUUCAAAAUGAAAUGCUCACUUUUGAAUAUGGCUUCUUCCUUUCCUUGCAUUGUAGGCCAGUAAGCAAAGUUGCUUGUAUAACUUCAAUAGUGUUAUUUCCUAGUCUUCUGAUUGGCCAAAGGGUCUCCGGAUCAUUUUAGAAUUGAAAUUGAGCUUUCUGGCUUUCACGGUUC
Molecule: messenger RNA, 2083 nt
Organism: Oldenlandia corymbosa var. corymbosa
Lineage: Eukaryota; Viridiplantae; Streptophyta; Magnoliopsida; Gentianales; Rubiaceae
Source: the annotation of a GenBank genome assembly